Messenger RNA from Erinaceus europaeus (western European hedgehog), 1153 nucleotides. RefSeq names its product dickkopf WNT signaling pathway inhibitor 4 (gene DKK4). Gene Ontology annotation, biological process: negative regulation of canonical Wnt signaling pathway; multicellular organism development. Bases 224 to 889 code for a protein of 221 amino acids. Gene Ontology annotation, cellular component: extracellular region. The transcript is spliced from 4 exons. NCBI's taxonomy places the organism in Eukaryota, Metazoa, Chordata, Mammalia, Eulipotyphla, Erinaceidae. The record is from RefSeq and is a predicted model, not a curated record. Gene Ontology annotation, molecular function: receptor antagonist activity; co-receptor binding.
AGAAACCUGCUGGCCAAGACGGUGCUCAUCCUGUCUCACACACCUUGCAGACAGAAGACUUGCUUCUCUUUCAGAAAAAGCAGCUGUAGGCAACUUGCUAAGUUUCCUUUUUGGCUAAACGCCGCGUCAAGGGUUGUUUUAGAGCAGCGGGAUUCUGUGGGCACAGGGGGGCGCUGAAAGGACAGAGGAGGGAGCCCUUGCGAUCGAUCCGAUUGGAUCGAAGAUGGUGGUGACAGUUCUGCUGGGGCUCAGCUGGCUAUGUACGCCCUUGGGAGCUCUGGUUUUGGACUUCAACAACAUCAAGAGCUCCUCGGAUCUGCAGGGGGUUCGAAAGGGGUCCCAGUGCUUGUCUGAUAAGGACUGCAAUACCAGAAAAUACUGCCUCACACCCCAGGAUGAAAAGCCAUUCUGUGCUACAUGCCGUGGACUUCGGAGGAGGUGUCAGCGAAAUGCCAUGUGCUGUCGAGGAGCGCUUUGCUUGAAUGAUGUCUGCACAGCAAUGGAAGAAGCAACCCCAGUACUGGAAAGGCAGCUUGAUGACAAAGAUGGUAUAGACACAAAAGGAACAUCUGAGCAUCCAGUUGAGGAAAGCAACCUCAAGAGGAAGCCAAACAUUAAGAAACCGCAAGGCACUAAGGGACAAGAGGGAGAAAGCUGUCUUAGAACUUUUGACUGCGGACCUGGACUUUGCUGUGCCCGUCAUUUUUGGACUAAAAUGUGUAAACCUGUCCUACUGGAGGGACAGGUCUGCUCUAGGAGAGGACAUAAAGAUAACACCCAAGCUCCAGAAAUCUUCCAGCGGUGUGACUGUGGUCCUGGACUAGUCUGCCGAAGUCAAGCAACUGACAAUCGACAACACGCACGGUUAAGAGUAUGCCAAAAAGCCUAGGACUGCACAAAUAAAGACCAAUCCUUAUUGUAUUCAAGCAGAACUCUCACAGACAUUCAUUAUAAAACUCUUCCAUAUGAAUAUCUGAUGAACAUCAACUCUUAUAACAGCUGAAAUAGAAUUGAGCUUGAGAACUUUGAGAUAUGCCUGUGAUAAAUGGAAACUAGCUAUGGAUUGCUCUUUUUUUGGGUCUGUUUCUGCAAGAGUGCUAUAAUUCUAUAACCACAAAGGUUUAAUUUUGAUCUAAUGACUCGGCUAUUUCAA